AUGCCUCCACUUAGUCACCAGCAGCUUGCCGCCGCCGUCCUCAUGUUCCAUCGGCCAUCAAGAGUAUCGCCCAUGCAUGACGCCCGCCGUUCGCAACCUGAGUCUCGUCGCUAUGGACUCCCUCGCUCACCAACACUCGACAUCGUAGAUAGGUUUCCCCUCGUGGCCGUUGUCCAACACGACCCCUCUCAGCACCCGAAUGACCCACUUGGAGUUUGCCCUUGAUGCUUAGCAGCGCAUCCGCCCGAUUUGCAGUAGAUCCUUUGCGCGCCCGCUUGCUAGAACCUUGCCAGACUCGCGCUCCUUGUGCUUCCCUUCCUCUUCUCUACCGCUUCCCGACAUUAGCCAGACUGCUAAUCUUCGGUAGAGAACAGAUCGUCCAGCCGCACCGCCGUCUCGUCAGACCGCGUCUGUGCCGCCUUGCGACUUCUCCCAAUCGGACCGUCCGUUGCAACCGUAGCCACGUCGACGCGCCCAACAGUAGCCCCAGCGGUCGCUACACCCAGUUCCGAAAAGUUCCACGACCUACACUCUACACGCUCAACGCCCCUUUGCCACAAGAGAUCGAGAUCCUGGGCGCCAAGUACGGCUUGCGACACGAAUUCGAGACGCACUACUGCGCGGUGUGCGAUCGCGCCGGACACCAGUGGGGCGCUUGCAGGAAGCCGGUUUCGACUCCGGCCACCGCCGCCCCUGUUCCGGGGGCCUCGACCUCGACUUCGACUUCGACCACCGGCUUCCGAGUUGCUGGAAAAAUGGGAAGCACGGUGGGCCUGCCGCAUUGAACUCUCGUGUCUCUGGCGCGAACAUGAUCCAGCUGGGACCUCGUGCUAACCCCGCAGGUGCAGUAACCGCCAACAAGGACGACGCGAACGACGGCGACGACGAGUCGGUCGUUUCGACCGAACCGGAGGGCGGCGACACUGGGGAAGAGACGUCGACGCGUGCGACCCUGGGCUCAACAAAGGAGACGCAGACGACGACGGCGGCGCCCGUUUCGACCCCGACCUCUCCUUCGCCUUUGUCCGGUGGCACGUUGGGAUCAUCGGCAACCUCGACAACCUCCAUAGCCUCGACAAAUCCUCGACGCCUUCGUUCGAGCUCGGCACCCGGCAACCGACGUGUCACCCGGGCGGGAUCCGCCAUGAUCCUUGGUGCAUCAGUGUGA
Molecule: messenger RNA, 1168 nt
Organism: Microbotryum saponariae
Lineage: Eukaryota; Fungi; Basidiomycota; Microbotryomycetes; Microbotryales; Microbotryaceae
Source: the annotation of a GenBank genome assembly